AUGGCCGAGGCUAUAGGGCUAGCAUCAAGCGUGAUCGCCAUCACCGAUGUGGCGUUCAAAGCAGGCAGCGCCUACCUGAAGAUCAUAAGGCUCCUGGGUGAAAUGAAACAAGUUCCGACAGAGCUACGAUUGAAAGCCGACAGAGUCAGAUUCAUUGAAGAAUUCCUAUUUUAUGCAGAGGACAACCUCUCGAAAAACCCAUUGCCAAGCAGUGCUUGGAGCCCUACACUCCUUCAAGAGCAGCUCAGUAAAUGUCACGCGAUAUUGAGCGACGUAAGGGAAAUGGUUGAUCGCACGAUGGCCCAGGUCGCCCAACCAACAUCUAUUCGGCGGAAGAUUGCGUUAACAAAAGCAAUCAUUCAUAAAGAUGACUUGAAAGCCUUGAAUUUGAAGCUCGACGAAGCGCUGCAGCUGUAUCAGCUGGCACAAGAGCAAUACGUCCUGGCCAUGAUGACAUACUCAUUGGUUCCAAAAGCUCAGAAUACAGCUAAGAACAACGAGCUGCUGGACACCACCAACACAAUCCAAACCCAGAAAUCUAAUUCUACGAACCUCUCCCGAAAGACACAUAGUGUAUCUUACGAACCAAGUAUUUUCGGACGGUUUCAUUUCUCCUUCCCGGCCAAUCGAGGCAUCCAUGUCGUUGUCCAAGCGCCAAGCUGGAUCACGAGUACGGUGUACUCCGUUUUGGCCCAAAAAGCAAUGGUUGGCUGGCAAAUGAAUCUCAGGGCUGAUGAGAUGGUCGAAUAUUUUGACUCGGAGCUCGUCGAACUCAUUGAAGAUGACAAUUCGCAGGCAAUGUUUAAUUACCUGGAUGAGCGCACAAUGUCCCCUUUUGUGCGUAAUUGGAAAGGAGAAACUCUACUCUAUGGACCCCUUCUCAUUAAAUUGCUAGGGGAAAACGGUCUAGAUGACCAUCUCGACGGUCCCGACAGCUUGUUUGAGGCUGCGGUUUGUGGUAUCCCCUUCAUGAGCUUUCGAGCCUUGAUGGAAAGGUGUGGUUUCGCAUACCAGAGCCUACCGAGUGAAGACAAGCUUGCUCACGCUCGCGCUGUUGCCACCUGCGUUGUUACAGGCAGGUCGCAAGCGUGGGCCAUAGAGGAGAUUCUCUUUCUGGUGAGUGAAGGCAAAGCUCCGGGGCUGGACCUGCUUGAGAAAUCCAAGUCCUACAAAGAAGACUCAUUGAUACAUACAUUGGCUGCCGGGCUAGUUCAUUGUGUGGCUGAGAGGUGGGAUACUUCUGAAGAUCGGCGUUGGAGGCGUGUCCUGGGUGCCUGCUUUGAGCUUGAUCCUUCAGGAGUGCAACAUCUCGACAAAUUUUGGUUUGUUCUUGACUGUGGUAAUGAUAGUGUUGACGCCACGCCAUUAUCAGGAAUGCUUUGCAACUGGGUUUGCAACGGAAUCCACAAAAAGACAAAGGACCGAGCACCAGCCGUCGCUACUGUGAACGCCCUCCACUUAGCUUUUCGGCUGUGGAUCGACACGCUUGCGUCGGCAGGAAAAGAUCUUUUGAAAUACGGAACAGGCGAAAAGGAACUACACGCUCAGGGAAAUACUUUUAUGUUUCAGAGGUUUGCAGGGGGUACGCACAGUCGUAAGCGGAGUAUGAUGCGGUUCUCAAUUCUGGGCAUCACAUAUGGCCCUCUACCACAACAUUGGCGUCUCUGGAUUACCAAUGAAAACUACGACUAUGCUGGAGAAUUUUGGAGUAUGAUUGAGAGUCAAAACAUAAGAGUUCCUGGAAGCUGGGUGGAGGAUAUUUGGGAUCCGCUAGAGAUGAGAAGGCUCCAUAACGAGGUAGCUGCAUGGAGACAGGAAGAAGCGCCGCCAUUCAUCUGGUCUGAGUAUCGGAAACCACGACAGCCUAUCUGA
Molecule: messenger RNA, 1872 nt
Organism: Colletotrichum gloeosporioides
Lineage: Eukaryota; Fungi; Ascomycota; Sordariomycetes; Glomerellales; Glomerellaceae
Exons: 3
Coding region: 1-1872 (623 amino acids)
Source: RefSeq, a predicted model, not a curated record